AUCUAAGCAAUGUGUGACACACUCGAACAACGGCGUUAGAUUUGGCGCGGAAACGUGUGUGUUGAUAGUGCGAUAUAUCCAGUUCGACGUGUGGUAAUAUUCCAAAUAAAUCCCCAAAAUGGCAGAUAAAGAGCAAGUUCCAGAACCUUUUGAUGAUGCUGUCGAAGAACGUGUCAUUAAUGAAGAAUAUAAAAUAUGGAAGAAAAACACACCAUUCCUGUACGACCUAGUAAUGACCCAUGCUCUAGAAUGGCCCAGUCUUACAUCACAAUGGUUGCCAGAUGUCACAAGACCUGAAGGCAAAGAUUACUCCAUCCAUCGGUUGGUACUUGGAACACACACAUCUGAUGAGCAGAAUCAUCUUGUCAUUGCUAGUGUUCAACUUCCUAAUGAUGAUGCACAGUUUGAUGCGUCUCAUUAUGACAGUGAAAAAGGAGAGUUUGGUGGUUUUGGUUCAGUCAGCGGAAAGAUUGAGAUUGAAAUUAAAAUCAAUCAUGAAGGUGAAGUAAACAGAGCUCGUUAUAUGCCACAGAACGCUACCAUUAUCGCAACCAAGACACCAUCAAGUGAUGUAUUGGUCUUUGACUACACAAAACAUCCUUCAAAACCAGAUCCAAGCGGUGAAUGUCAGCCUGAUUUGAGACUGAGAGGACAUCAGAAAGAAGGCUAUGGAUUAUCGUGGAAUCCAAACCUCGGUGGAAAUCUCCUCAGUGCAUCAGAUGAUCAUACCAUUUGUUUGUGGGAUAUCAAUAAGAAUCCUGAGGAGAAUCGAGUGGUUGAUGCUAAGACAAUCUUCACCGGACACUCAGCAGUCGUUGAAGAUGUUUCCUGGCAUCUUCUUCAUGAGAGUCUAUUCGGUUCAGUAGCAGAUGAUCAGAAACUUAUGAUCUGGGAUACCAGAGUGAAUAAUACAUCAAAGGCAAGCCAUGCUGUUGAGGCUCAUACAGCUGAGGUUAACUGCCUCUCAUUCAAUCCAUACAGUGAAUUUAUCCUAGCCACUGGAUCCGCUGAUAAGACUGUUGCAUUGUGGGAUCUCCGUAAUUUGAAACUCAAGCUACACUCGUUUGAAUCUCAUCGGGACGAGAUCUUCCAGGUUCAGUGGUCGCCUCAUAACGAGACAAUCUUAGCGUCAAGUGGAACAGACAGAAGACUCAAUGUAUGGGAUCUCAGUAAAAUUGGUGAGGAACAGACUAUAGAGGAUGCUGAAGAUGGUCCCGGAGAAUUGUUGUUUAUUCAUGGAGGACACACGGCUAAGAUCUCAGACUUCUCCUGGAACCCCAACGAGCCUUGGGUUAUUUGCUCAGUAUCGGAGGAUAAUAUUAUGCAAGUCUGGCAAAUGGCUGAAAACAUCUACAACGAUGAAGAGCCAGACACCCCUGCUACUGAAUUGGAACCACCCACCUCACAAUAAACUACUAUGCAUCCAGGUGACAUGUGAUGUCUUCCUGAAUGUUCCAUUUGUGUUUGAGGGAAGAACUUAACAACCAAAAAAUAUUAGAAAACAUUGACCUAUUUGUGUAAAACACGCUACCUGUUUCUUUCUUAAGUUAAUGACAUUUGAAACAGAGUAAAGAAAACUUUUACUACAAAACUUUAAUGUUAGGUGAAAUAACUAUUUCUGUAAAACUCUUUAACUCGGUUUUUAGUAAGUUAUUUCAUUGAGUGAACAAUAAGUUAUUAAUGACUGCUCAGAAGUACUGUGUACAUGUAAUUGCCAAACACUCUAUGAUAUUAUAUUAUGAACAACCUAACCAAUCUGGUUGGUGGUCAAAACAUUCUUCAGAGCAAUUCACGGUUCAAAUUCUCCAAAAUCUUCUGCAGGAAGUUGUUGAUUUUUGUAGGAUUUGGAACAAACCAAAUACACUUAUCAUUAUAACUUAUAAGGCAUACAUGUACCAAUCUUUAUCCAAGUCGAAACAUCUUGGUGAAGGAGGUGUUUUGGAGAAUGAGGGAAAGACUCUGCCAAGGUCAAAAUGUCAGACCAUUAACUAUUCGUUUGCAUCUAUUAUAGACUUGACCGAUUCUGCACCAAGUCAGUAUCAAGUCAUGAGAGUAACUUGAGUAAAUUAUGUGUUUUUUAUAUAUCAUGUUGUGUUGCCAUUUUGACAGAAGAUUACAGGUUUUGUUUUUCUUUUCUAAGUCCAUUCAUGUAAAUUUUAAAAUUACUGGACAGGGUACAGUCAUGCAAUGUUUCAGCAAAAAUGCCCUCAUUUAUAGUUUCUCAGCUCAGUCAAUGAAAAUAGAAAAAACAUGGUACAAAAGUUGACUGUGCCUGGCACUUUGCUAUGAGAAUCCAUUGUAAGCAGUGAGCACUUUUAUGUUCAUGGUUUCUUGUAGAAGGAACCGUUUCUUGAGAAGUUUAGAAUGUUAAAUAUUGACAGAGAAAUAAACCAGAACGAAGAACCAA
This is a messenger RNA of Asterias rubens (European starfish), 2407 nucleotides long. Its product is annotated as histone-binding protein RBBP7. The transcript is spliced from 11 exons. Lineage: Eukaryota; Metazoa; Echinodermata; Asteroidea; Forcipulatida; Asteriidae. The coding region runs from base 119 to 1411 and encodes 430 amino acids. Gene Ontology annotation, cellular component: nucleus; ESC/E(Z) complex; NuRD complex. Gene Ontology annotation, molecular function: histone binding. Gene Ontology annotation, biological process: regulation of gene expression. The record is from RefSeq and is a predicted model, not a curated record.